CCUUAUUUUGGUAAGUUAUCUUCCCGUUACUUUAUCAUCAAAUAUUUUUUUAUUCGUGAUGAAAAUUAUUUUAUGUUGGUUAAACAAAUUACAGCUCAAUUUAAUACAAUAUUGCUCAAUUUUAUUAGCUGAUUAACUGAUAUAGCAAUAUGAUUACAGUUUUCAGAACUGUAUUAGUUAUUAAACUAUACCGAUAGUAUUUUUUAAUAUUCAGUAUGAUAUGCUAUUUUAAGAUUUUGCAUAUUUAUAUUUCUUAUUUGAAAUUUUUGUAUUGAAAUUACACUAUUCCUUUCUACUAUAGUAAUCUUUAUUCUGUAUUAGUACUUUUUACUCAUAUUGUUGCGGUUUUCAUAACAUUAUUGUCUAUUUAUUUAAUAGUAAAGGUUAUCAUUUAAAGCACAGUAGUUAUUUACUUUUUCUGAAGCAUGGUUAUUUUAACAUUUCAGGACUUAAGCACACAAAUAUGCGUUCCAGAAAAUGAAAUUUAAAAAAAAAAAUGGAGUAACCUGCGUACUCAAUUUACAAAGGAGAAACAUAAAGAGAAAAAAAAAUUAUACAUCUGGUGCAAGCACUGCCAUGCAGUACAAAUCGGCAUGGCAGUUUUACACAUCGUUACAAUUUUUAAGUGAUGUCGUGUCCUUAAGGAAUACUGUGACUUCUUUGGAUUUUAAUGAUACUAGUACACAAGAAAGAAGUGCAGAAGUUACCAGUCAUUCUGAGGAGAUGUUUGACAUGAACGAUUUUGAAGACACUGAAGAGACACAGAGAGAACUAUGUCAUACACAAACACUACCACAGCUAAAAAGACACACAUCAAACACUACAACUUCAAACAAAAAACAGAAACACGAUCACAUUUACACAGCAGCCACAACAACACUUGGAAGAAAUUUCUACAAUAUUAAAAUCAAAAAACACUACUCCAAAUACAUUUACACAGUUCGGUUCCUUUGUUGGUUCCGAACUAAGUCUAAUCCGUGA
Stegodyphus dumicola is the source of this 981-nucleotide messenger RNA. RefSeq lists its product as uncharacterized. NCBI's taxonomy places the organism in Eukaryota, Metazoa, Arthropoda, Arachnida, Araneae, Eresidae. The record is from RefSeq and is a predicted model, not a curated record.